Solanum stenotomum is the source of this 831-nucleotide messenger RNA. RefSeq lists its product as uncharacterized. Lineage: Eukaryota; Viridiplantae; Streptophyta; Magnoliopsida; Solanales; Solanaceae. Bases 1 to 831 code for a protein of 276 amino acids. Gene Ontology annotation, molecular function: ubiquitin-protein transferase activity. The record is from RefSeq and is a predicted model, not a curated record. The transcript has 3 exons.
AUGCCUCCCAAACGAUCGGUUCGUAUUGAUGCAAAGAACAAGAGGAAGAUGGAAGAAAUGAAAGAAGAACCUUCUUCUGCAGCAGUAUCGCAGCAGAAAAGAACGAUGCCCGUGAAGCUAUUGCCCCUCCAGAAAUUUUGUCCUACUCCGUCCUCCUUCAACUUCAACAGCCAGCAGCAGAUGCAGCCCCCUACCGAACCUGAUAAUGUGGAAGUACUUUUGAAGAGGCCCUUCACUUCCUUCACUGCCUUAUUAACUGAAGAAGAUGAUGAUUGUGUCGUCCCUGGUUCUAUCAGACGCAUGUAUGAUUGUGUUGAUCAAGUUAUCGAAUCACACAGUGGUCAAGUGAAAAACAUGUUGGUUGAUGUUUAUAUGAGACACUUCAAUAAUAUUUCAAGCGCGGCAAACAGGGAAGCAGGGAAAAAAUUGGUAGAGAAAGAGGAAGAAUUAAGGCAGGCGAAGAUGAGAAUAAUGGAAUUGGAGAAGAAGGUAAACCUGUUAACUAACCAUAGUCGAAAGUUGCAAAACAGAGUUACGAGUCUUGAUGUGAGGUGUGCAGUGUUGGACUCUCGCCUUUAUGCAGUGCAUCGCUUAGAGGCACAAAUGAAGCAGGAGUCGGUUGAGUCCUCUCAUGUUGAUCCUCAUGUGGUGGUGCUGCCACCACCAAGUAUGGUGGAGCCACCACCAAGUGUGGGCGGAACCUGUUAUGUAUGCCGCGGAAAUGCCGCUGCUAUUAUUUGGCCUUGUGGCCAUUUUCGUGUCUGUGCAUCAUGUGCUUUUCAUCUCCGUGCUUGCCCUGAUUGUAAUACUCCCAAGAAUACUGUAGGCUAG